Molecule: messenger RNA, 2545 nt
Organism: Sorex araneus (European shrew)
Lineage: Eukaryota; Metazoa; Chordata; Mammalia; Eulipotyphla; Soricidae
Gene: SDC4
Product: syndecan 4
Exons: 5
Coding region: 66-665 (199 amino acids)
Biological process (GO): cell migration
Cellular component (GO): membrane; cell surface
Source: RefSeq, a predicted model, not a curated record
UAUAAGAGGCGGCGCGCGCUGGCCGGGCCACCCUCGGCCGCCGCGCGCCCCUCGCCGACCGCACCAUGCUCCGCGCCCGCCUGUUCGCGCUGCUGCCGCUGCUGCUCCUCGUGGGCUUCCCCGCUGCCGCCGGCGAGUCGAUCCGAGAGACCGAGGUCAUCAACCCGAAAGACCUAGAAGAACAGUACUUUUCUGGAGAUCUCCCGGAUGAUGAGGACGUGGGGCUGCCCGGGCAGGGAUCGGACGACUUUGAACUGUCUGGCUCCGGAGAUCUGGAUGACUCAGAGGACCCCCAGUACGUCCCGGAAAUACUCCAGCCCUUGAUCCCGCUGGAUAACCACAUUCCCGAGAGGACGGACCCCGGGAGCCGGGCCCCCACCGAGCAUGACCUGCUGAAGGAGAACGAGGUCGUCCCCAAGAGGAUGGCCCCCUUCGACAACAACGACGACCUGAGCAACAGGGUGUCCAUGGUCCAGGGCAGCAGCAUCUUUGAGAGGACAGAGGUCCUGGCAGCUCUUAUCGUGGGUGGUGUGGUGGGCACGCUCUUCGCCGUGUUCCUGGUGCUGCUGCUGGUCUACCGCAUGAAGAAGAAGGACGAAGGCAGCUACGACCUGGGCAAGAAGCCCAUCUACAAGAAAGCCCCCACCCACGAGUUCUACGCCUGAAGCUUCCAGGACCAGCAGCUCGGACUUCCGGGGGGAGGGAAGUAGAGGAUUUUGCAGGGUGGAAUGGGGGUGGGAGAGGGCAGCCCAGGACUGACCUGUGGGCACCUCCAGCCCCGGCCCUGGUGCCUCGGUCAGAAGAGAGAACUUCUGUCUUGCCUGCCUCUGUCUUCCUUCUCUGGGCCUCGAUUUUCCUGGCAGAAAAAUGGGGGGAACCUGGGCCUCGCUGGAGCUGAGGGAGCAUUUCUUAACCUUCCAGCCAAGACAGCAGGCUCAGUGGGAACCAGCCUCACCCAGGACCCCCUUCCUUGGGCUGUUGUGUGCCUGCCGCUGGAGGGGAGGGGGACCCACCCCACCCUCCAUCCCCUGACCUUUCUCAGACCCUCUAGAAACAGGCGGGAAAGGAAGUGAUCAUCUGUGACUGAACAGGUGUCUGCAAACAGGGAGAGUCUCUGAGGCCUUCUGGGGCCUUCUGGAUCUUUCCAGAUCAACCUUUUUUUAUGGGGGUGGGGGUGGCCAGUGGGGCAGGCAGAAAGGCGGUGGGGAGAGAGCUGCAAGUUCAUGCUAGAAUGAAUUCAUGGCCUCUCUGUAAAUCUCUUUUUAGCGGGGUAUUUUUUGUAAUGGAAUCAAUUCUUCUCAGGGGGAGAGCACCAGCCCACCCCGGUCUCUUGCCCCCUUCCAUGGAACUUGCUCUAUUUGUAUUUAAUGGUGUUUUCUGGUUUUGUUUCUUGAGAAAUGAGAAGAGAGCCGGAGAGAUGAUUUUUAUUAAUUUUUUUAAAAAAACUAUUUAUAGCUGCAGACAGGGUCUCUCAUUCCCUCUUUUUUCUUUUUAUUUCUUUUCAUUCCUUCCCCCCUCUUUUUUUUUUUUUUUGGUUUAUUUGUUUUUUUUUACACUUCACGUUCUCCUGCCCUUGACCUUGGUCCUUCCAGAAGCUGCUUCCUCUGAAAAAUAGCUUUGGCUGAAACAUAGUUUUCUAGCAGAUUCCCCAAAUGUCAUGUAGAGGAUGGUGAGCUAGUGGGAUAUCCAUGUCUAUUUUAAUAUAUUAUUAUUAUUCUUCCUUGGUUCUAGGCAAAUAGAUCAAUAUAUAUAUAUAUAUAUAUAUUAUUUUUUUUUCUUCGAGAAAUAGUGUGGUAUAUCCCCAGCUGGAAGGUGGCUGGAGUGUUGAGCGAGUGAAAUUUUGCAUGGUUGAGUGGACGCCGACCUUUUUGUCUUGCCCUGUUCUUGGUGUCUGGUCCCCGCGGGGCCGUGAGCCCCUGGGGAAGUCCCAGCUGCCUUCUUCACUUGGCUUUGAGCCCAGUGAAGCACCCCCCCCCCACCCCCGAUGGCUUUCUCCAGGUUUCGGGAGGAAGUGGCUGAGCCACGCCAUCCAACACAUAACCACUAGGCUUGUGACUCUCCAGACCCAUUAAAAGGGCAUCCCUUAAAGCGAUGCAUUUCUCUGCUCACUAACCCCUGCCUGCCCAGUGCCUGCGAGGGCCAGUGACCUUUGCCAUCUAGUGGCCUGCACUGUUUGGAACUAAACUGGUUUGUUAAGUCCCACCCCCAGCCUGGCUGGGUGACCUUAGUCUUCUAGGGCAAAGGUGGAGGGUGGGGAUGGGGAACACGGGCCAGGGGGCGGCCCAUCAGGUCCCAGCACUGAGCCUGUUAUCUGUCACCUCCCUCUCCAGAGGGGAGAGGCCCAACACGCCUCCUUCCCACUGGCUGGGUGGGGGUGCGGGAUCACCCUUCACCGCCUCCCCCCGGGGGCCCAGCAGGCUGGGUCCUCUGCCUGCGACCUUAACUCCGGCUGUGUCGGCAGUGAGCGCCUUUUCUGUAGUAGCCACCUCACACUCUUGUCUGUUACUGAUUUUUGAUAAAAAGAUAAUAAACGGUACUUUCUAGA